ACUUCGUAACCCACAAAUAAGAGUGCGAAAUAAGCUAACAUUUAACAGUGAUUCCUGAAUAAGCCCUCAGUUAGUGAACAAGUGCUUUCGUCAUUCAAGUGUUUUCAGUCAGUGCUUUAGGAGUUCUUCAAUUUAAUUUUACAUUUUCAAUCGUUACGGUAAUCGGAAAUUAUAUUGCCAAAUGAAUAUGGACUUGCCCAAAGGAGCUACAUCAAUGCACUGUUCAUGGAUGUCUUUUUAACUGGUUUUCCCAAAAAGCUUUUGGUAGCUGUAUCCGUAGUCAUACUGAUAGCCAUGUGUGUGACGCCGGUCGACGCUCGUUCAGUUGAACACAGGCGGCGGCACCAAAGACGACCAGACAGCAUGGCCGAAAUCACCAAAGACGACACGCUGAAACGACCAAAAAACUCAAAUACUGAACAAUACAGAAACGCGACAAGGAAAAUCAAACAUAAAUUACGUAACACAAAAAGGUUCUUUGACCAAGAUCGGAAGCGUUUAAAUGAAACUAGAGAGUACAGGGACGGAAUGCCCGGUUGGUUGCCAGCGGUCAACUUCGUCGACAUCCACUUCCACGAUUAUAGAACCCCGAGGAAAAAUGGAAAAACAAUCUCUGAACGAAAGUUCACAUACCUUAUGCCGAAGCUGUACAAAACUCUCAAGGAAUACGAAGUUUUAUUCAAGCGUCUUGACAAUGUGCAGCUGGAAUCGUGGGAUCAUUCGUUCACAAACUACAUUAUUGUCCGACAGAACCUGCUCUCGAAUACAUUGGCGAAAUUAUUUAGCACCAUCGCCGAAAUACAAGAGAACAUGGUCGCAGUGAAGAUGCAGAUACCUCCUUUCGACGAAAGUCGCAUGAAACUUGAAACUUUAAAGACUAAAGUUGACGCGACGCAGUGCCUUAAAAACGACUACAUAGCUUUCAGAGGUUACGGCAACCUUCUUAACAAUUGGUAUUCAGAAUUUAGGUGUCCACUCAACAAGAAGGCGGAUAAGAAAUGCGCAGCGUUCCACGCGAAAAUGAAGGAAAAACUCGGCAACAAACGGUUUAAAAACAAUAGGAACGUAUCUUUAACAAGCUGAGUUUCCUAGUUUGUAAUGUAAAACUAUUUAUUUCCAUUUCCAUUUGUCGCUGGUCCGUACUUAUUUAUUGUUAGACUAAGAAUAAGCUCUCUAAUACGUGAGACGUUGGUUAUUAUGAAAUAGUUGACGAUACGUUAAGUUGAUUAAGUAAUGGGUACUUUCUCUGUGAUAUUUAGUAUUUUUAGUUGAUAGAUAUUAAUUUAUUGAAUGUAUUUAAUAAGUUCCUCUGCACAUCCAUUUGUACUUAAGCUCUUGAAAAUUUUACUAUCCCUGUGUAAAUAUUUGUUUUUGUAUCUGUCCUAUAAUUUAUUUUCUCUUAUGUUUAAUAUUUAUUUUGAUCUAUUUUAGAAUGAUUUUAAUUUUUUCUUAAGCUCAAUAAGUAUUACUAGCGGGCAAUUGUUGCCGUUUUAGGAAAGAAAGACUUCUAGCCUAUUAGUUAAGGUGCUUAUUUAUGUUACUUAGAUUAAGGAAAAUAUGCCGUUAGUUUGUAAUAAACGAACUGAUACCACGUGAAUUUCACCGACAUUGUGUACAUAGCUUUACAAUAUUUGUAAUUUUGUUACUGCAAAU
This is a messenger RNA of Pararge aegeria (speckled wood butterfly), 1653 nucleotides long. RefSeq lists its product as uncharacterized. The transcript has 3 exons. The record is from RefSeq and is a predicted model, not a curated record. NCBI's taxonomy places the organism in Eukaryota, Metazoa, Arthropoda, Insecta, Lepidoptera, Nymphalidae. The coding region runs from base 226 to 1083 and encodes 285 amino acids.